AUGCACAUAAUGCCGCAUGUGUGGCUGUGCGCCUGCCCGCGCCUGCCUGCUGGCCUGCCUGCUGGCCUGCCUGCCUGCCUGCAUCCCUCGCCUGUCUGCUCACUCGUCUGCUCGCGUGUCACUUGUGCUCGUGUGCUCGUGUGCCGGCAGGUGCAGGAGAAGCUGCGGGAGGUGGGGCUGGAGUCCAGCAAUCUAAUCGUAGCCGUUGAUUUCACCAAGAGCAACGAAUGGACAGGCAAGCACACGUUCGGCGGGCGGUGUCUACACGCCAUAGGCGCGCACAUGAACCCGUACGAGCAGGCCAUUCAGAUCAUCGGGGAGACGCUAGAGCCCUUCGACGAGGACAACCUCAUCCCCGCCUUCGGCUUCGGUGACGCCACAACGCAUGACAAGGCAGUGUUCUCAUUCAACCGGGACAACCGGCCCUGCAACGGCAUUGCAGAGGCGCUAGCACGCUACCGGGCCAUUGCACCCCACGUCAAGCUCUCAGGUCCCACGUCCUUUGCACCGGCAAUAGAGGCAGCGGUGCGAAUAGUGGAGGAGAGCGGGGGCAACUACCACGUGCUGCUCAUCAUUGCUGACGGCCAGGUGACGCGCAGUGCGGACGUGCCGCCCGGGCAGCUGAGCAAGCAGGAGCGCGCCACUGUGGACGCCAUCGUUGCUGCCAGCAACUACGCGCUCUCCAUAAUACUCGUGGGGGUGGGCGACGGCCCAUGGGAAGUGAUGCACAGCUUUGACGACGGGCUGCCGCAGCGCAACUUCGACAACUUCCAGUUCGUGGACUGCUCGCAGAUACUGGCAGCGCCGGGGCCGCACGAGCAGAAGGCGGUGCGCUUUGCUCUGAGUGCGCUCAUGGAGGUGCCGCUGCAGUUCAAGGCGUGCAGCGAGAUGGGCGCGCUGGGCAAGCGUAUCGGCCGCAUGCCACCCACCCCGCCGCUGCCUCCCCCACCACGAGUGCUUGAGAUGGAUGCUGCUGCGGCUGCGGGCAUGGGCAUGGGAUACCAGCAACAGCAACAGCCACCGCCGUAUGGCCAGCAGCAACCGCCCCCCUACUACCAGCAGCAGCAGCAGCAGCAGCCGUACCCCGGUGCCCCCCCUUCCAGCUAUCCCACCGCCCCCUCCGCCCCUCCUGCACCGGACUAG
Messenger RNA from Closterium sp. Naga37s-1, 1143 nucleotides. NCBI's taxonomy places the organism in Eukaryota, Viridiplantae, Streptophyta, Zygnematophyceae, Desmidiales, Closteriaceae. The record is from the annotation of a GenBank genome assembly.